UGGACUCCACUGUCUGUGACUGCCAUGGUGUUUCGUAUAGGAAGCGAGUACAUGCGGAAGGCACUUGGUAGUUUCACUGCAGUAUCUGUUCUACGAUCUUUAUUUCCUGGAUCUGUGCGGGAAGUGCAGUUGCUAGGUAUGUGGGCACCGCUGAAACCACCACCGAUAUCAUGACAGCAGCUGGUACUGGUCAUCAGAUCAGUUUGAUGUGCGAGUCCUAAACUACUUGGGACCUGGUGCUUUAGCUGAAGGGGUAAAGAGCCGGAUCAGUAGCUGUAGGGAACGCAAGACUGGGCUGAGGUCAGCGGCAGUGUGGAUUAGGGAGUGCGGUUGCCUCGAAACUUCUCUUAUCCCGAAUACCUAGCGAUUGUCCCGAUGACGGUAGGGGGUAUUGCGGCGGGCGGGAGGCAGCCGGGGUCGGGCUACAUCUGUGCAUGUUGCGGUGUCAAGAUGCUACCAUACUUCUCGGAGAAUGCAGUGAUCAACCAGAACACCAUCAACCAGCUUAUCAGCGAUAGUUUCCUAACUGUGAAAGGAGCUGCACUUUUUCUACCUCGUGGAAAUGGCUCGUCCACACCUAGAAUCAGUCACAGGCGCAGCAAACAUGCAGGGGAUUUGCAGCUGCACCUGCAGGCUAUGUUUACCCUACUGCGGCCAGAGGACAACAUUCGAUUGGCUGUGAGAUUAGAAAGCACUUACCUAAACCGCACACGUUACAUGGUUGUCGUCUCAACAAAUGGCCGUCAAGACACUGAAGAGAGUGUCGUUCUGGGAAUGGAUUUUUCUACAAAAGACAGCAGUUCCUGUACUCUUGGCCUUGUUCUUCCUCUCUGGAGUGACACACUCAUCCAUUUAGAUGGAGAUGGGGGUUUCAGUGUGUCCACCGAUAAUAGAGUCCAUAUCUUCAAGCCUGUUUCAGUGCAGGCCAUGUGGUCUGCACUGCAGAGUCUCCACAAAGCCUGUGAAGUUGCCCGCACUCAAAACUAUUUUCCUGGCAGUCUCUUCCUUACUUGGAUUAGUUACUAUGAGAGUCACAUCAACUCCGACCAGUCAUGCAUCAAUGAGUGGAAUGCCAUGCCGGACGUGCAGUGCCACCGUUCUGACUCACCCGUUUUGUUCACUGACAUCCCUACAGAGCGUGAACGCACAGAGCGGCUAAUAAAGACCAAACUGCGAGAGAUAAUGAUGCAGAAAGAUCUGGAGAAUGUUACAUCCAAGGAGAUUCGGACAGAGCUGGAGAUGCAGAUGGCAUACAAUUUGCGUGAGUUUAAGGAGUUUAUUGAUAAUGAGAUGAUUGUAAUUCUGGGUCAGAUGGACAGCCCUACAGAGAUAUUUGACCACGUGUUUCUGGGCUCUGAGUGGAAUGCCUCCAAUCUAGAAGAUUUACAGAAUCGAGGGGUGCGGUAUAUCCUGAAUGUGACCCGUGAGAUUGAUAACUUCUUCCCUGGCCUAUUUGAGUACCAUAACAUCCGUGUAUAUGAUGAAGAAGCCACAGACCUUCUGGCCUAUUGGAAUGACACCUACAAAUUUAUUUCUAAAGCCAAAAAAAAUGGCUCCAAGUGCCUGGUUCACUGCAAGAUGGGUGUGAGUAGGUCAGCUUCCACAGUGAUUGCCUACGCAAUGAAGGAAUAUGGCUGGAAUUUGGAUAGGGCCUUCAAUUAUGUGAAGGAAAGGCGGACAGUCACAAAGCCCAAUCCUAGCUUCAUGAAACAGCUUGAAGAAUAUCAAGGCAUCUUAGUUGCAAGCAAACAAAGGCACAAUAAGCUGUGGAGGUCUCAUUCUGAUGGUGACCUGUCAGACCAUCGUGAGCCAAUCUCAAAGCCUGAAGCAGAUCCAAACAAGCAUGAUGGUCCUUGCUCUGCAUCCAUUCUGUCAGCUAAGAGUCCCCAGGAUGCUGUAUUUUCCUGCCUCACUCAUGGCCUUCAUGCAGAUCCAUCAGAGAAUGGAGCAGAACUUGAAAUCUCAUUGAAUCACUUUGAUUACAGCUGUGCAUCUUGUGACUGUCAGACUGAGGAGGAGGUGGAGGAAUGGACUAGGAGUGCCAUCAGUGGAUGUCCUGCAGACCUGUCCUUGCAUAAUUAUCAGCUUGCUCCCUGUAGUGAUAACAUUGAACAGGAUUUUGAUAAUUCCUUACAGUCUGAGAGCCCUUCAGAAGGAACUAAAGAUUUACAUGAUUUGAAGUUAGAGGACUUGGGAAAUGAUGCUCUUGGGCCUGAAAGGGACUGUGUGACGUCAGAACCCAUUAAAGGGGACCAUCCUGGAUUAUCUCCAACACCCUUAAGCUUACAGUCUGACACUCCUGCUGAAACUUCUUGCCUGAGUACGGACCGUAUUGAUUUCUUUAGUGCCCGGGAAAAGUUUGUAGAACUUUCUGAGGAGAGCAGGACCCGUGCCUUCUCUUACACACGAACAGAGGAACAGAGUACUGGGAAAAUGGCAUCUUUGAAAGUAAUGGACACAGAAGUCUGUUCACUGGAACUGAAUUCUGGAAAUCAUAGGCAUAAUUCAGAGGAAGAGUCCCAGAAGGAGUCCAGGGAUUUGUCUUCUGACGAAGAAAAGGAGAUCUCUGAACCUUCCAGUGGUAAGAUGUGUCGCCUCACCAGAUCCCAGUCUGAGAGUGUGUCUGUGAAAGAAAUUGUAACAGAAAUCGAAUCCAUCAAUCAAGGGACAGGACUGUGCCAACAAAAAACAGAAACUUCCAGUCAGUUGGUGACGCCAAAGAGAAAUACAAUCCACGAACUGCAGGCUGAGCUGGUUUCAGCUACAGAGGUCAAAACUGGAAAACCUGAACCAAGCAGAGAGUGUAGCUCUGCAGGUUUGAUAGAAAUAAUUCAGGACUCUGCAAAACAAAAGCUUUUUACAUCUCAGCAGGUUCCUGCUGAGGUGGAAGAGUCUGCAGAUGCUGCUGUAGCUGAAGAGACGUUUCAGCAUUGCACCGAGUUAAAGGUUGAGCCCAAGAGAGUUUCAGUAAAACGUGCAACAAAAGAGUUUGAGGAACGCAUGCGAUUAGAACAAGAGCAGCAGAAUGUGCUGCAUUCAUGUGCACUGCCAAGCCGUAGAAAUUCCAGAAAUGAAAGCAGUGCUGCCUCAGAGCCAUGUCCAAAGGGAAAGGCUGAAGACAGCCCCUCUGAGUCACCAGAUACUACAAAGGAAUCUGAAAAGGAAAAGAUUGUCAAAAUUAAAAGUUUAGGGCCAAAGGCCAAAGUACCUCAUAGUGCAGAAGCUGCUACAGAUGCACAAUUAUCGCCAAGUGAACUCCAUCCUGUACAAUCGAAAAAUGAGCAUUUGAACACAGUACUUGAAGCAAGGCAGGGAACAAAGGUUGAACACAGAACUGUCCAUUCAUUUGAGGCACCGGAGAAGCUAGUUUUGCAGUCCCCCCUUCCAAAGAAGAUAGAAAUUAUUGAAUAUACCGUGAAGAAAAAUGAGCCUGACCUUCAGGAAAGCAGAAGUGAUCCUUGUGUACUAGAGUACAGAAGUGAAGAAAAAAACCCAGGGAAACUAAAGGCUGAGGGCAUAGUUAAAGCAGUACCCAUCACUGUGGACAGUGAAGUUGCUGAGACUCCCAAUAUGUUGUCCUUGGGGCUGCCACUAAAAGAAGGGACACAGGCAACAACUUUGUCACGCAGCAGUCCUGAGGAAGAAACUGAAUGCAGGUCAAGUAAUGCUGAAUUCACUCCAGUCAUUUGUCAUGCUGCAAACGCACCUUUUCAACUGCCAGAUUACUUUGGUCCAAAGUAUGCAAUCCAUUUGACUGGUGUCACAGAACUGUCCAGUGAAACAGAUGAACUAGCAUUCCCAAGAUCUGAAGACAGCAGCCACAUUUCCUUUGGGGGCAGUAAUGACAUGCUGCAAAGAGCAGGAGACAGUGGGACAGCCCAACUGAGCACUGAAGACCUGUGUUUGAUAGACAAGCUGAGUGAACGCAUAAGGGAGCUUCAUGAGGUCCUGGAUUUAUCCAUUGGCUCUUGUGGUCUGCCACACAGUUCAAGCACUGAUAGUGUAAAAGACUUAGCAAGCACUCCUGGUAUGGUAAAACAACGUGCAAAAGAAAUUGAGGCACGGAUAAGGCAAGCAGGGCUUACAACUCCUUCACAGAUGAAGAGGUCAGCCUCAUUAGCAAAACUGGGCUGUCUGGAGCUUUCCACAGAUGACCUGUCUGAAAGAGAAUCUGUGUGUUCUGAAAGCAAUCAGACAUGUUCUGAUGUUCUUCAGAACAGCAGGAGACUUAGUCAAGACAGGUCUGAGGUGAGGGGAGAGUGGGGUUAUGAAGAUCACUCUAAAAAGCUGUGUUUCUGUGUUCCAGUCUCCCAGGAAGAACCUGCUCCUACUGCUUGUUUUGUGGAACAGAUUAGGACAGCAGAGUGUGUCGUGGAAAGCAAACCUGUAGAAAAACCACUGGUGCAAUAUGCCAAAGAAUUUGCAUCAACCCAAGAAGACUCCUUUCAAAACAGAGACUCCGAGUUAAUCAUUUCUGAAGAUAACUGUAUUCAUUUGUGUACAGCAAAUCAGAACAGUUCAGAUGUGGAAACAUCACACAAGCAGCAGCAUGGUAGAAGUCAUCCAGUAAGGAGACUGAGAAAAACUAAUGAGAAAAAGCGGACAGCCAAUCCUUUGUACAACACCAUGUGACCCGUAGCCUUCUCUGUGUGACUGUGUAGCCCUUGUUAAGGGUGGGUGUAAUAUCUGAAGAACAUGCACUUUAUUAUUUUAUUUUAUAUAUUUUUGUCAUAUUUUUCUGUUCUGAAUGCAUGUGGGGUUUGGGGACUGUGUUCCUGUGUGCGACUCAGACUGAAAGACAAGUUUAUAACAAAACAGAAAAUUGAAAAAAAAAAUUAAAAACAUUCAAAGCAACCUCAAAGCCUUCUUUUAAAACAACACUGUGCAGAAUUACUGUCACUAGUCUGUGAUCUGAACUGGAACUGGGUGUUCAUUUUUUAGGUGAAUAAAUCUGAAGUUUUCUUUUAGAUAAAUUGACAUAGUAUGUUUAAAAGACA
Protopterus annectens (West African lungfish) is the source of this 4997-nucleotide messenger RNA. RefSeq names its product slingshot protein phosphatase 2 (gene SSH2). Gene Ontology annotation, cellular component: cytoplasm. NCBI's taxonomy places the organism in Eukaryota, Metazoa, Chordata, Ceratodontiformes, Protopteridae. The transcript is spliced from 14 exons. Gene Ontology annotation, biological process: actin cytoskeleton organization; negative regulation of actin filament polymerization; protein dephosphorylation. The record is from RefSeq and is a predicted model, not a curated record. Gene Ontology annotation, molecular function: actin binding; protein tyrosine/serine/threonine phosphatase activity. The coding region runs from base 376 to 4632 and encodes 1418 amino acids.